Rhododendron vialii is the source of this 4307-nucleotide messenger RNA. RefSeq names its product multiple C2 domain and transmembrane region protein 16. The transcript is spliced from 4 exons. The coding region runs from base 1063 to 4224 and encodes 1053 amino acids. Lineage: Eukaryota; Viridiplantae; Streptophyta; Magnoliopsida; Ericales; Ericaceae. The record is from RefSeq and is a predicted model, not a curated record.
AAAGUUUCUGCACUCUCAAUUCCCUCCUCCUAAAAGCCUUGGAACAAGACAAACACUGACUCCAAAACCCACCAGCUUUUCUUACUUUUUGGCCAUCAUGACCUGUCUAUCAUGUGCAGUUCCACAUUUUUUCUUUGUUCCUAAUCCUUUCUCCCCUACCUCUCUCUGUUUGAAAUCAAUUUCUGUGCCUUGUGGGUAUUUUGAUUGCUUAAUCAUGAGAGAGAGUCGAAGAAAGAAAAGGGGUGUCUGGAAUGAAGUUUGAUCCAAGAUCCUUGUUUCCAUGAGAGAGAGAGAGAAAAAGAGAAAGUGAGAAAAGGGGUGUCUGGAAUGAAGUUUGAUCCAAGAUCCUUGUUUCCAUGAGAGAGAGAGAGUCGAAGAAAGAAAAGGGGUGUCUGGAAUGAAGUUUGAUCCAAGAUCCUUGUUUCCAUUUUGUUCCAUGGUUUCUAUCCCCCUUCAUCUACUGUCCUCCUUUGAGCAAGUACCUUCCUUACCUAUUACUUUGUACACAUGUUUCAAUACACUAUUAGCUAUUAGAUCACGAGAUGCGAAAAUGAUCUCGAGAACGAUCUAAUAGCUAUACGUGAAUUUAAACUUAGAUGUAUAAUAAUUUUGUUUCAAAAAUUCCUUCGGCCUUCUCGUUCGGUAAUCGAUGAACUCUUGGAUGGAUCUCGGACCAGGCUUCAUUCCUCACACAACCCUUUUCUUGAAAAAACUACGUACCCAUAGUCAAGGUAAGUACCGAGUGUACUGAGUUCCCACCUUGUAAAUCAAGUUCAGUCACUUCGAAAUCGAAAGCUACGACAAACAAAAAUACAGGUGCAAAGGGGCAUACCCCAGAACAAGGAAAUUCAAACUAAGCCAUAUAGGAUAAACAAAGCCAAGAGCAAAGAGUAACAACUCAAGGCUCAUACUAUCCAGAAAACACACAGACAUGAGACAACUAUCAAUGAGGAUCAAACACUUUUCUACAUGGUCAAGACCAAGAGUAAAACAUGGAUCAAUCAGCCUCUUUCCAAUAUCAUGUGGUAAAUAUUUCUAAGAUUGGACGCGUUUCAUGGAAUCAUGGCCAUGCAAUCGCCUUACCAUCCACGUUCUCCCGUCGCCAUGUCGACUGUUCGGAAACUAAUAGUGGAAGUGGUGGACGCACGUGACCUCCUCCCGAUAGACGGGCACGGGAAGUCGAGCCCGUACGUGAUUCUCGACUACUACGGGCAGCGGAAGCGGACCCAGACCGCUACCCGCGAUCUGAAUCCGACGUGGAACGAGGCGCUCGAGUUCAACGUCGGGAAAAAAUCGUCCGAUGUGUUCGAAGAUGUGCUCGAGAUGAAUGUUUACCACGACAAGACGCUCGGCCCGACGCGACGCAGCAAUUUUCUGGGUCGGGUCAGGCUGAGUUCAAGGCUGUUUGUAGAGAAAGGGGAGGAGGCCUUGAUUUAUUACCCGUUGGGGAAAAAGCACUUGUUUAGUUGGGUCCAAGGUGAGCUUGGGCUUAAGAUUUACUGUGUCAACAAGGUUGUUCCGCCGCCGCCGCCUCCUCCUCCUCCCUCGCCACCGCCAGCAGUGGAACAAGUGCCAGAACAAGCACCAGCCUCUGCUUGUUCGAAAGAAGCAGUGGCUGAUGCUGGGAAGUCCGACCCACCAGUGGAGGCAGCACCGGGAAAUGCAUCAGAGCCGGCGCCGCUGCCACUGUCCGAAGGUGGAAAUGUAUCAGGGUCGCCGCCACCGCCAUUGUCCGAAGGUGGUGAGAAAGCAAAUGAGGAACAAUCACUUCCGGUGCAGCAAGAAAAUGAUGCACCGGGAGGGGAAAAACCGCCAGCAUCGGACCCAACACUGGAAGAGCAAGGUAGGAAUCCAGUGGAGUUGGAACCACCGCAACCAGAUGCAUCGGCGGAAGUAAAUGCGUUUACAUCCACAAGAUCAAUUCCUAGAGUCAAUAUUUCUGGUUUUAAUGGUCCAGGUCCUAAACCCAUCCCUAGACUUUCUUCAGUGGGUAGUUUCGCAUCGGAUCUAUCAGAAACAAGCCAAAUCGAACGGUCUACGUUUGAUCUGGUCAACAAAAUGCACUACCUCUUUGUUCGGGCCGUGAAAGCCCGAUCCCUUCCCACCAGUCGUAAUCCAGUCGUCAAGAUUGCUGUCUCGGGCUGUCAAGUUCAGUCCAGACCCGCCCGGAAAACCCAAUUUUUCGAGUGGGACCAGACGUUCGCUUUCGGCCGCGAUACACCCGAUUCCUCCUCCAUACUGGAAAUCUCGGUCUGGGACGAGGCAGGGCACAAUUUCUUGGGUGGAAUUCUAUUCGAUGUAACAGAAAUUCCUCUCCGGGACCCACCCGAUAGCCCUCUGGCCCCACAGUGGUAUAGAUUGGAAGGAGGUGGAGCCCACGUCGGCGAUCUAAUGAUCGCCACGUGGGUCGGCACGCAGGCCGACGAAUCAUUUUCCGACGCGUGGAAGACCGAUACAGCCGGUAACCCCAGUUCCAGGUCAAAAAUAUAUCAAUCGCCUAAACUAUGGUACUUGAGACUAACGGUGUUGGAGGCCCAAGAUAUAUUUCCGUUACUUCCGUCGAAGGAAACUUCUCUCCAAAUCAAAGCUCAGUUGGGUUUUCAAGUCUUGAAAACCAAAACCUCCGCCACGCGUAACGGGACUCCGUCAUGGAACGAGGACUUGAUGUUUGUAGCCGCGGAGCCGUUCACGGACAACACCCUAAUAAUUUUUCUGGAACUCCGGCAACCGAAGGAAUCGGUCAGGCUGGGCGUUACUUCCGUGCCACUAACGUCCAUAGAGCGCCGGGUUGAUGACCGCCAGAUCGCAGCCAGGUGGUUCAAUUUAGAAGACCCGAACGAGGAAAAGAGGAUCUACAAAGGUAGGAUCCAUCUACGUGUAUGCUUCGAUGGUGGAUAUCACGUGAUGGAUGAGGCGGCCCACCUUUGCAGCGACUACCGUCCAACGGCGAGGCAACUAUGGAAGCCCCCGGUCGGGACCAUCGAGCUAGGGAUCGUGGGAUGCAAAAACUUGCUACCCAUGAAGACAAUCGACGGUAAAGGGUCCACAGACGCCUAUGCUGUGGCGAAAUACGGUAACAAAUGGAUACGUACUCGAUCAAUCUCAGAUAGUUUGGACCCCAAAUGGAAUGAGCAGUACACGUGGAGGGUCUACGAACCGUCCACCGUGUUGACUAUUGGGGUGUUUGAUAGCUGGGAAGUAUUCGAAAUGGACGGCAGCAAAGAGUCCGUGAGACCGGAUUUUCGUAUGGGAAAGGUAAGGAUUCGUGUGUCCACGCUGCAGGCAAGUAAAGUGUACCGAAAUUCUUACCCGUUGAUCUUGAUGACUCCCGGUGGGUUGAAGAAGAUGGGUGAGAUUGAAUUGGCCGUUCGAUUCGUCCGUGAAACCGCGACCCUUGAUUUCCUACACGUGUACUCGCAACCUUUGCUGCCGUUGAUGCACCAUAUCAAGCCGCUCGGCGAGGUGCAACAGGAGAUGUUGAGGACAGCUACCGUGAAGAUCGUGGCCGCGCACUUGGCACGAUCCGAACCGCCACUCCGGCGUGAGGUGGUGACGUACUUGCUCGAUGCUGAUUCGCACGUAUUCAGCAUGCGGAAAGUGCGCGCAAAUUGGUUCAGGAUCAUCAAUGUUGUGGCCGGGCUUUUUGACGUGGUCAAAUGGGUGAACGACACGCGAGCGUGGAAGAACCCGACCGCUACGUUACUGGUGCAUGCAUUGCUGGUGAUGCUGGUGUGGUACCCUGAUCUGAUCGUUCCCACGCUGGCUUUCUACGUGUUUGUCACCGGGGCGUGGAACUAUCGUUUUCGAUCGAAGAAACCGAUACCCCAUUUCGAUCCGAAAAUCUCGUUGGCCGAGUCGAUCGAUCGCGAUGAGCUCGACGAAGAGUUCGACACUAUGCCGACUGGUAGACCAAACGAAUUGGUGCGAGCAAGGUACGAUAAGCUAAGAAUGAUUGGGGCACGUGCGCAGAAGGUAUUGGGCGAUUUCGCCACACAAGGGGAGCGUAUGCAAUCGCUAGUUACUUGGCAGGACCCGCGUGCGACCGGCAUAUUCGUGGCACUUUGCUUCGUCGUGGCCUUGAUUUUGUACCUGGUACCGUCGAAAAUGGUCGCGAUGGCGUGCGGGUUCUACUAUCUACGUCAUCCGAUCUUCAGAGACCGGAUGCCAUCGCCCGCUUUGAACUUCUUUCGAAGAUUGCCUUCUCUCUCUGAUCGAGUUAUGUAAUCUGGUUUCCAGCAAAAUGAAGUAUGAAAUGAGUGAUAAGCAGAUUCAUACAUUACUUAAUUCCAGCUUUUCUCCUCCUUCCA